CUCGGCAUGAUUCAUCACCUAUUAGCAUUCAAAGCCUCUCAUCUCAACGCAAGAAAGUACAGCAAUUCAGUCUCUCUCAACUUCUCAAAGCAUUCACUCUGAAGUAUUCCCACCAAGAUGAAGAAAACUGCCCUUAUUUUUCUUCUGCUUGUCGCCAUUGUCACUGGACAGGAGAAAAAGUGUUCAGAUGUUGUGCCUCAGCAGGAUUUCCAAGUAGAUUUGUUCCUGGGCAAUUGGUAUGUCAUCCAGCAGACCAAGACUGAAUCGCGCUGUGUUAAGCAUCAAAUAACGCCGCUUGAGAAGGCUGGAGAGUAUCGAAUCUCCCAAGUUUCUCCGCAUUAUCUGCUAGACAAGCUUCACGUGCAACAUGAACACACUUACGCCGGUUUCCUGGUCGCUGAUUCUGUCUCUCCGGCCCGCAUGACCGCUCGCUACGCUCUCAGCUUUGGCGACGAAGCCUACAUCAUCGUCACAACGGAUUACGACACGUACGCCGGUGUCCUUGUGUGUGGAGCUUUGGGCCCCGCGCGGACCGCAACGAUUCUCUCGCGCACACAAAGCCUGUCCGAGCAGCAACUCUACGACAUCCGGCAGAAGCUGGCGGGAUUUGGGGUGAAGAUCAGUGAUCUGAGCACGAUUAGCCACAAAAACUGCCCCGUGGACGGCAUUGAUGGCAUCAACAUCAAGAUUGGCCACGAUCUGCUGUAUCCUGACAGGAUCAGAGAGUCUGCCGAGGGCAUUUUCAAGGACAUCGGCCAAGCUGUUGGCGGAGCGCUGGAAAAUGGAGCGAAGUUUUUCAAUGGUUUCUUCAAUCGAAAAUCGAGAGCCUCGAGGGCAAUUUAAGAGGAGUUUGGGAGACAGCUGAACGAGUCUUCAAUGAAUUAAUAUGAAAUGAUAGCAAAUACUC
Molecule: messenger RNA, 907 nt
Organism: Phlebotomus argentipes
Lineage: Eukaryota; Metazoa; Arthropoda; Insecta; Diptera; Psychodidae
Exons: 3
Coding region: 118-843 (241 amino acids)
Source: RefSeq, a predicted model, not a curated record